Linum trigynum is the source of this 813-nucleotide messenger RNA. Lineage: Eukaryota; Viridiplantae; Streptophyta; Magnoliopsida; Malpighiales; Linaceae. The record is from the annotation of a GenBank genome assembly.
AUGGUCACCAAAAGGCAGAAAUUAGCCCGACGGAAAUUCAAACAAGAGAACCCAGCUCUGUUCCCAAAGCCAGAACCGACGCCGCCGAAGGACCCCAACAAGCCGAAGAAAAAGAAGAGCUUGUUCAAGCGCAAGAAGAACACUGAACCCAAAGAUCCCAGCAAGAGAACCAAAUUCACGAAACGGCCCCUUAGAGUCCCUGGAAUGAAGCCCGGGGAUACUUGUUACAUAUGCAAGGCUGUGGACCAUAUUGCCAAACUUUGCCCCCAGAAAGCUGAAUGGGAAAGGAACAAGAUAUGUUUGCUCUGCAGGCAGCGGGGGCAUAGCCUCCAGCGUUGUCCCAAUAAGGAAGAUGAGACGGUGGCUGCUAAGCUGUGUUAUAAUUGCGGGGAGUCUGGACAUUCCUUGGCUAACUGCCUCCAGCCUCGUCAAGAUGGGGGAACCAAGUUUGCCAAUUGUUUUAUCUGCAAUGAACAAGGCCAUUUGAGCAAGGACUGCCCCAAAAAUGCUCAUGGGAUAUACCCCAAGGGUGGUUGCUGUAAAAUAUGCAGCGGGGUGACACAUUUGGCUAGAGAUUGCCCUGAUAAGGAUAAAAUGUUUACUCCUUCCAGUGAUAGACAAGCCUUCCGGAAUGUCGAAAGACCAACAGGGAAGUUGACCAAGUUUAUAAGUGGGGAUGAGCUUGAUGACGAUUUUAUGCAAGAUAGUAACACAUACAGCAGCGAGCAAACUGGGAAGGCAUCUGAUCUGAACGAAGAAGCUACAAAAUCCAAGAAGAAAAAUGGUCCCAAAGUAGUGAACUUUGAAGGGUAG